AUGGUUGUGGUUGAUUCGGAUAUGUUUAGAGCAUAUAUACGAAUGACCGUUGUCGAAUACGAAAACCUCCUUCUGCAAGUGGGUUCGAAGUUGAUAAGUGCUCCUACAAGACACGACCUCGUCACUCCGUCGCAGAAACUGAUGACCACACUAAGUUAUAGUAAAUAUACUAAAAUUGUUGUCCGGUUUCUUGCCACCGGAGAGAGUUUCGUGUCUCUGCGAGGUCAGUAUCACAUUGGUGUGGCCAUAAUUCAUGGCUUCAUUCCCAAAGUUCUAAAAGUCAUUUGGGAGACACUGCAACCAACUGUGCUGAAAAUGCCGAGCAAUUCCAAGGAUUGGCAAAAAGUUAUCGACGUUUAUUACAAAAAAUGGCAGUUUCCUCAUUGCUGGGGAGCUCUAGAUGGAAAGAAAAUUGUUAUAGAGGCAAUGCUUUAA
Messenger RNA from Belonocnema kinseyi, 435 nucleotides. RefSeq lists its product as uncharacterized. Lineage: Eukaryota; Metazoa; Arthropoda; Insecta; Hymenoptera; Cynipidae. The transcript is spliced from 2 exons. The record is from RefSeq and is a predicted model, not a curated record. Bases 1 to 435 code for a protein of 144 amino acids.